This is a messenger RNA of Panicum virgatum (switchgrass), 1285 nucleotides long. RefSeq names its product putative HVA22-like protein g. The record is from RefSeq and is a predicted model, not a curated record. The transcript has 6 exons. NCBI's taxonomy places the organism in Eukaryota, Viridiplantae, Streptophyta, Magnoliopsida, Poales, Poaceae. Bases 237 to 812 code for a protein of 191 amino acids.
GUAAUUUGGCCGCCCCAGGACCAUCAGAGAUCCUGCCGGUGCCGGAGCCGCUGAGCUAACCACCUGCCGGAUCUUUGUCUCAUCGCCUCUAACUUGGCAAGUAAGCAAGUCAUCAGCCACCAAACAGGUCAGCUAGGCAAGGCGCCAAGAAGGCAAGAACUCGAGAUAAUCCUUCCCUCAGACAGACUUCGCCUCCUUCCUCCUCCUCCUCCGGCGAAUCCCACGCUGGUUUCGGGAUGUCGACGGAACUCCUGACGAAAUUCCUCACGUUGCUGUUUGGGUACGCGAUGCCGGCGCUGGAGUGCUUCAAGGCGAUCGAGCAGCGGCCUGGCCGGGCUGACCAGCUCCGGUUCUGGUGCGAGUAUUGGAUCAUCCUAGUGCUCCUGGCCAUGUUCGACGAAAUUGCUGGUGUUCUGAUUUCCAAGAUUCCAAUGUACUACGAGCUCAAGCUUGCCUUCCUCGUGUACCUGUGGUACCCAAAGACAAGGGGAACAGACAUAGUGUAUGAGACCUUCCUCCAGCCCCUGGUGAUGCAGUACCAGCCCAGCAUCGAGGCGAGACUGCAGUACCUGCGCGCCAAUGCCGGUGAUAUCCUUGUCUUCUACCUCAAGACCUUCACCGAGAGGGGCUACGACCUCUUCCUCCGGGUAAUGGACUACGUCCGGUCGCAGGCGUCCAGAGGAUCAAGAACAAGGAGUUUCUUCUCGUUCAGAGGGGACCGGGCUGACAGGCCGAGCUUCACCGACGACUACGCAAUUGGUGGCGACCGGAGGGAUGGGGGGAGGCACCGGCGACCGCGUAGUGGCUACUAGCAGACCAAAAAAUUAGCAAGUUGAUGCAUAUGGUGUGCACAGAAACUGAAAUGAUUACUGGCAUAGGCGUAGGUAGGAACAAGCAAAUCAUUGUGAAGCUGGUUGAUUUAAAACACAGGUGGAUUAUGUACAAAACUUGUAGGUUUGACUACAAACAUAGAUCUCUACAAACUUCUUGUAGAUAGUGGGUUUUAAAUUGUCUGCAACAAUCAUAGUUCUCAAGGCGGUAAGGCGGACACCUAGCAAGGUGGGGCGGCUGGACGCCUAGGCGAGCAAGGCGGGCGCCUAGGUGAGCAAGGCGCAAAUCGGUGGAUGGCGCAUGGACGCCUAGGUGUCGCCUAGGCGACGCCUUGAGAACUAUGGCAACAAUCUCUUCGCAUGCUUCUUGCAGUGUAUUGUGGUUUCUCUGCUGUCUUGUAGAGUUGUAUUGUGCUGAGUUAUGGAAAUUGGAAAGUCUGUUAAUUCCAAUCGGA